AUGGACUCCUCCCCAGACCCGUCCCCCCUCCCGUCCCCCCUCCCCAUCCCCACCACCGCAUACCGCCGCCACGAAGACCUCGAAGACCACGAGCAUUCCUCCCCCGCCUUCGACUACCACCAGGAGCGACGGCUCCAUCUCAAAGAUGAGAUUUGGAUGUCCCACCACCUCCCCCGUCUUCCCCCGGCGAGCGUCUCCGAGGCCGGAUCAUCUGUAAAGACGGAAACUGGCACGAGCUACAAGAACAAGAUGGCCCCUGGUGAUUAUUUCGAAUUCACCUCGCCAUCCGCCCGCGUCAGGCAACUUAGCCCUAAAGCCUCGUUUAAGAACCUCACAAAGCCCGAUUUCGGCAACGUGGCCAGAGGCGGCGACGGCAUGGCUCGGUACGAUACUGAAGAAGCCCCCAAUGAGGAGGAUGAUUUCGCAGGGGCCUUCCAGCGUCGAGCUAGUAUUCAGCCCGAGCCGCAGUCCACCCUCCUUUCGCCCUCGGGCCCAGAGUACGGCGACCUCGACCCUGCUGCUUCCAUCAUUCACAGACGGGAGCGAGACCAGCAAGAAGCUCUUGAUUUGGAGGAAGAGAGAAAGGAGAAGGAGCUGGCGACGAAAGGGUUGGCGGGAAUCGAAGGCGUCCAACUUGCGCAGAUGGCGCCACAGGAGGCCCCCAAGGAGCAUCUCCCAGUUGGUGAGUGUUUCUACUCUUAUCUCGAGAAUGCUGGUCCCGCAUCAUCCUUUGUUUCGUCAUUUCCGCGCGGCUCUGCAAAUCAUGUGGUCGUCCUUUGCCAUGUUGGUUCCAUCUCUACCGACACCUUCGGGGACAAACGCGAGGAGAUCGUCGGACGCAUCAAACCUUUGUCUUGA
Molecule: messenger RNA, 858 nt
Organism: Cryptococcus wingfieldii CBS 7118
Lineage: Eukaryota; Fungi; Basidiomycota; Tremellomycetes; Tremellales; Cryptococcaceae
Exons: 1
Coding region: 1-858 (285 amino acids)
Source: RefSeq, a predicted model, not a curated record